CAGCUCUCUGGGCCAAACAGGCUGAGUCCGUCUGAAAACCUCAGCGCCUUCUGAACUGAUUGGAGGAAAAGGAAACCCCGACCCUCCCUCCCCUCGUGCACCUGACCAGCGGGUAUUUACAGCACUUUCCAAGCAGCCGCUGCACUACAUCAUUUGGGCUGCCUGGGGUUAGCGGGACGGGCAAUGCUCUAGAGGACCAAUGCGCUAGCAGCCAGGCUCUCUGCGGCUCGCCAGUCCGGGACCGUUAUUCUGUCCGGGAAGGGAAGAGCAGGCCACCCCGCGCUCAAAAUGCCACGAUCCUUUUUGGUCAAGAAGCAUUUCAAUUUUUCCAAAAAGCCAAAUUACAGCGAACUGGAUACUCACACAGUGAUAAUUUCCCCAUACCUUUAUGAGAGCUACCCAAUGCCUGUAAUUCCGCAACCAGAGGUCGCUUACAAUCCCAUCACUAUAUGGACUACAACUGGGCUGCUGCCAUCCCCCUUACCCAGUGACCUCUCACCUCUCUCUGGAUAUCCUUCGUCAUUGGGAAGAGUCAGCCCACCUCCUCAUUCUGACACUUCAUCCAAGGAUCAUAGCGGCUCAGAGAGUCCCAUUAGUGAUGAAGAAGAGAGAAUCCAGUCCAAACUGUCAGACCCCCAUGCAAUUGAAGCCGAAAAAUUCCAGUGUGGUUUAUGCAACAAGACCUAUUCAACCUUCUCUGGACUGGCCAAACAUAAGCAGUUGCACUGUGAUGCCCAGUCUAGGAAGUCUUUCAGCUGUAAAUACUGUGACAAGGAAUAUGUGAGCCUGGGAGCUCUUAAGAUGCACAUCAGGACCCACACACUACCUUGUGUUUGCAAGAUCUGUGGCAAGGCCUUCUCCAGACCCUGGUUACUCCAAGGACACAUCAGAACUCAUACUGGAGAGAAGCCUUUUUCAUGCCCUCAUUGCAACAGAGCAUUUGCAGACCGCUCAAAUUUGAGAGCCCAUCUGCAGACCCAUUCAGAUGUGAAGAAAUACCAGUGCAAAAAUUGUUCCAAAACUUUCUCCCGCAUGUCUCUUCUGCACAAACACGAGGAAUCUGGCUGCUGUGUAGCACACUGAGUUUACCUCACUCCAUGCAUUCCAUUGCUCCACAGCUUUUCAGCAAGAAAAAGAGGCAACCCUAGAUGCAUUUGAUCUCCCGUUUGCCAGUUACCCACGGAAGAUAGCAAAAAUCCAAAGCCAGUUGCUUAAGUGCGGCACUGUGAUACGAAGGAAGUUCAAACAACUUAAACACAGGAAGAAGCAAAUGCCAAAUGAACACAAAACUCUUGGGGUUUUUUGCUAAGAAAGCACUGCACUGCUAAUAUUACAUUCCCAUCAAAUGAAGCCACCUCAGGAGACAUUUUGCUGUGGAAAAUGCAGUCCAAUGCUAUACAUGUUUGCCAUAUACCAAAUAUCCACAGGUGUCUUUCUAAGUAUUCCAAAUCAAGUCAGCCAGUGUCUAAUGGGACAGUUGUUCUAGAAUUGCAUGCCUGUUGGCUAGUGACCUGAAAUGUCUUCAAACACUCCAUCAUUCAUAGAGGAAGAAAAGAAUGUACGUCCAAUUGCCAUGUUUAACAAUAUGUGCCUUUGUAAAACUGUCAUUGCAGCCAUUCCUGGUGCCUGCUUGAUUUGUAUUUCCUCUUUUAUUGUUUUUGUUGCUGUUGUUUUGUGGUUAAGUUUUUUUAAAAAAACGGGAAUAAGUGCAAGAGUGAGGGUUGAUGGGAGUUUGACAUUGGAAUUCUUAAAAGCUUUUUUUCCUAAAUGCACAAAGGAAAUGCAAUAUCUUGAGCAAUACCCUCCAAGUGCCUUUAAAAAAUAGAUAGCUUUUCUUUUAUGUGGACAUAAUGUAAAUAGUUUUAUUUUUAUAUGAUUGAAUGUGUCCUGAAUUAAAAUGAACUAUUACCUAUAGCAAUGCCUAUAGGCACCUUGAAGAAAGUAUGAAGCAAAAUGUCUUCUAUUAUUUUCUAGAAAUAAUUUUUGUACAAUAAACAUUUUGGAGUAA
Sphaerodactylus townsendi is the source of this 2008-nucleotide messenger RNA. RefSeq names its product snail family transcriptional repressor 2 (gene SNAI2). Bases 289 to 1083 code for a protein of 264 amino acids. The record is from RefSeq and is a predicted model, not a curated record. Gene Ontology annotation, molecular function: DNA-binding transcription factor activity, RNA polymerase II-specific; RNA polymerase II cis-regulatory region sequence-specific DNA binding. Lineage: Eukaryota; Metazoa; Chordata; Lepidosauria; Squamata; Sphaerodactylidae. Gene Ontology annotation, biological process: regulation of DNA-templated transcription. The transcript is spliced from 3 exons.